Molecule: messenger RNA, 321 nt
Organism: Aaosphaeria arxii CBS 175.79
Lineage: Eukaryota; Fungi; Ascomycota; Dothideomycetes; Pleosporales
Exons: 3
Source: RefSeq, a predicted model, not a curated record
GAUUUUCUGGACAUGCCAGCGAUGGCGCCCCCGGCGGGCCAAACAGCAAAUCUCGAAAAUCCACCAAAUCAUAACGGUGCUGUGGUUGCAGUCUACACUGUAUGCAUAACCAUUGUGACCAUUUUUGUCGCCUUACGAGUAUAUGCCAAAUUCAUCUUCUUAAGAAACUCGCGAAUUGUAGACUAUCUCCUCGUUCCAACUUUUGGUAUCUUCAUCGCACAUUGCGUAUUCUGGCUCAAGAUGAAUAGUACCACGGGUCAGUUUGUGCACAUGUGGAAUUUCCGCGUAGGCGGCCUUGCACCAUUCUAUCGUGUUAGUAAC